AUGCUUACUUUCUUUUGGCUAGGUGAAUACAGUGAUAAAAAACACCAUUCACAUGAUUUUCGAUGUUGUCGCUGCAAUAGAACAAUAAAAGAUGCAGAAUUUCCAACACACAAUUCCAAAUCUUAUUGCUAUCGAUGUUAUAAUCAAUACUCUGGACCACAAUGUGCGAAAUGCUCCGAGCCAAUAUCUGAUGGAAGGUCAAUAAUUUAUCAGGGAGAUCAAUAUCAUCCCGAUUGUUUUCGAUGUUGUCGCUGUAAUAAAACAAUAAGCGAUACAAAAUUUCCAACGCACAAUUCAAAGCCUUGUUGUUAUCGAUGUUAUACUCAACACUUUGCAUCACGAUGUGCAAAAUGCUCCGAGCCAAUAUCUGAUGGAAGAUCAACAACUUAUGAGGGAGAUGAGUAUCAUCCAGAUUGUUUUCAGUGUUGUCGCUGUGAUAAAGUAAUAAGCGAUACAAAAUUUCCAACACACAAUUCGAAGCCAUGUUGCAAUCAAUGUUAUAAUCAAUACUUUGCAUCAAAAUGUGCAAGAUGCUCCCAACCAAUAUCUAAUGAAAGAUCAAUAAUUUACCAAGGAAAUCAAUAUCAUCCAGAUUGUUUUCGAUGUUUUCGCUGUGAUCAAACAAUAAGAGAAAGACAAUUUCCAACACACAAUUCAAAGCCUUGUUGCUAUCAAUGUUAUAAUCGAUAG
Molecule: messenger RNA, 690 nt
Organism: Rotaria sp. Silwood2
Lineage: Eukaryota; Metazoa; Rotifera; Eurotatoria; Philodinida; Philodinidae
Source: the annotation of a GenBank genome assembly